AGCCGCCCCUCCCGCCCUGCCUCACAGCAAACCUGCACCCAGGAGCCAAGGGGCCCGGCUGCGCCUGCCUUCCUGCCCUGGAGUUUUCCUGCGAUCCCUCAGGCGUCUGCUGCGCCGGGUAUAGGGGAAAGGGGAGCUUGUGAAACUGAGAAUGUCUGAGACCUCGGAGCCUGCAUUUGGAGGCAGGAGAGCCCUGCCCCGCAAUGCGUCCAAUGCGGCAGAGGAUGAUCUCCCCACUGUGGAACUGCAGGGGCUGGUGCCCCGAGGUGUCAAUUUGCAAGACUACCUUCAUGUCACCAGUGUUCACCUGUUCAAGGAGCGAUGGGACACCAAUAAAGUAGACCACCACACUGACAAGUAUGAAAACAACAAGUUGAUUGUACGUAGAGGACAGUCUUUCUUCAUCCAGAUCGACUUCAAUCGUCCAUAUGACCCCAGAAGAGAUCUCUUCAGAGUGGAAUAUGUCAUUGGUCGCUACCCUCAGGAGAACAAAGGAACCUACAUUCCAGUUCCUAUCGUCCCGGAGCUGCAGAGAGGCAAGUGGGGGGCCAAAGUUGUCAUGAGAGAGGACAGGUCUGUCCGGCUGUCCAUCCAGUCUUCUCCAGAGUGUAUUGUGGGGAAGUUCCGCAUGUAUGUUGCUGUCUGGACCCCCUACGGCAUACUUCGUACCAGCCGAAACCCAGAAACAGACACCUACAUUCUCUUCAAUCCUUGGUGUGAAGAGGAUGCUGUGUACCUGGAUGAUGAGAAAGAAAAGGAAGAAUAUGUCCUGAAUGACAUUGGGGUUAUUUUUUAUGGAGACUUCAAUGACAUCAAGAGUAGAAGCUGGAGCUAUGGUCAGUUUGAAGAUGGCAUCCUUGACGCUUGCCUGUAUGUGAUGGACAAAGCACAGAUGGAUCUUUCUGGUAGAGGGAAUCCCAUCAAAGUCAGCCGUGUUGGGUCUGCAAUGGUUAAUGCCAAAGAUGAUGAAGGUGUCCUUGUUGGAUCCUGGGACAAUGUCUAUGCCUAUGGUGUCCCCCCAUCAGCCUGGACAGGAAGUGUUGACAUUCUGUUGGAAUACCAGAGUACAAAGAAUCCGGUCCGGUAUGGUCAGUGCUGGGUUUUUGCUGGUGUUUUUAAUACAUUUUUGCGAUGCCUUGGGAUACCAGCAAGAGUUGUUACCAAUUACUUCUCAGCCCAUGAUAAUGAUGCCAAUUUGCAAAUGGACAUCUUCCUGGAAGAAGAUGGGAACGUGAACUCCAAACUCACCAAGGAUUCGGUGUGGAACUACCACUGCUGGAAUGAAGCCUGGAUGACAAGACCCGAUCUUCCCGUUGGAUUUGGAGGGUGGCAAGCUGUGGACAGCACCCCGCAAGAAAACAGCGAUGGGAUGUAUAGGUGUGGCCCAGCCUCUGUUCAAGCCAUUAAGCAUGGCCAUAUUUGCUUCCAGUUUGAUGCACCCUUUGUUUUCGCAGAGGUCAACAGUGAUCUCAUUUACGUUACAGCCAAGAAAGAUGGCACUCAUGUGGUUGAAGCUGUUGAUACCACUCACAUUGGGAAAUUGAUCGUGACCAAAGAAAUUGGAGGAGAUGGCAUAAAGGAUAUUACUGAUACCUACAAGUUCCAAGAAGGCCAAGAAGAGGAGAGACUGGCCCUGGAAACUGCCCUGAUGUAUGGGGCUAAAAAGCCCAUCAACACGGACGGCAUCCUCAAACCCAGGUCUGAUGUGACCAUGAAUUUUGAAGUGGAAAAUGCUGUGCUGGGAAGAGACUUCAAGCUUACCAUCACCUUCCAGAACAACAGCCCCAACCGUUACACCCUCUCAGCCUAUCUCUCCGGCAACAUUGUCUUCUACACGGGGGUCUCCAAGACGGAAUUCAAGAAGGAGACGUUCGAAGUGACGCUGGAGCCCUUGUCUCUCAAGAAAGAGGAGGUGCUGAUCAGAGCAGGCGAGUACAUGGGCCAUCUGCUGGAACAAGCGUACCUGCAUUUCUUCGUCACAGCGCGUAUCAACGAGACGAAGGAUGUUCUGGCCAAACAGAAGUCCACCAUGCUGACCAUCCCCCAGCUCGUCAUCAAGGUCCGCGGCGCCAGGAUGGUCGGUUCUGACAUGGUGGUGACAGUUGAGUUCACCAAUCCUCUAAAAGAAACUCUGAGGAAUGUGUGGAUACACCUGGAUGGUCCUGGAGUGUUGAAGCCAAGGAGGAAGAUGUUCCGUGAAAUCCAGCCCAACUCCACCGUGCAAUGGGAAGAAGUGUGUCGACCCUGGGUGUCUGGCCAUCGGAAGUUGAUAGCCAGCAUGACCAGUGACGCCCUGAGACACGUGUAUGGCGAGCUGGAUUUGCAGAUUCAGAGACGACCUUCUGCAUAAAUGCACAUGGAGCUGAGAUGGACCUGGGUACUGGGCCUCUUGUAGUCUUGGCUAAAGAAAUUCUAAUGCAAAAAAUAGUCAGCUCUUGCUUUAACCUAGGUGUGGAGACUCAACCAGGACUACAAGGGGCCCUAGAGUAGAGAUGCCAUGUAUUUCAAAGACUACUUUUCAGUGUGACUAUUCAAUAUGGAAGUUAGUUUUUAAUCACUCCACCUUCCAAAGGAUUCUGAGCAUUAGCCUUAAUUAAGCUCUAAUUAAGUUCUCAUAGCUCAUAAGAGUAAAAGUCAUCAUUUAUCAUCAGAAAUGGCUGCAGUUCCAAAUAUCAGAGGACUUCUCUUAACAAGGGGAUUUGCUCAAUACCUGGUUUCAUGUAAAAACAAGACUCUGAUCUCCCACUCAGGCUUUUGGAGGUAAUAUACUCCCCAAAAGGUAGAGAAGCGCAUGAUUUGGGUCCUAGAGUUCUAUACUACCUUUUUGGAAUCAGGUUCUAUGCUCUAUGUCAGACUAUUUUUCCCAGAUAUUGAGAACAACAUCAUUUUUCUUCUUGGCAAAGCCAGGGCAAGGUCUUUCAUCUUGCACCUGCGGCAAAACAACAAUCUGCCAAAUUUCACAGAUUUACCUUGUGAGAAGAUGUGGCCCCAUAUUAACAAAUUGCAUUUGUGGGAAAGUUAAUCACCUAAGAGGAGAUAAGAUAGCAGGUGCAAUACUCAGAUCUAUUAAAUAAUGUAGUAUUAUGGUGCAUUCUAUAAGAGGUGUCACACUGUGGCCUGAUAAGCAGGAACCAAUAUCCUUUACUUUAACUCUUUGGGGGCCACAGGACUAGAAAGUAACAAGGCUAACUUGGGACAGGAAAAAUGAGGAAUUGGUCUCUUUUAUUAGUGAUUAUAUUUCAUCUGUCUUUCUGGGAUCAUCUCCUUCGCACAUUGAUGCCAGCCCAGGUACAUUUUUAGAGAGAGAAUAAGCCCUAUGAGUUGAAGAAUCUGGCAGACUUAGUGGCCAGACAUAUAGAAAGAUGGGCAGCCACUAAUUCCCUAUUGUCUCUCAUAUCACUCAUGUGAUAUGAGUGUCCUUCAUAUCACCUCAGCUUAGGACUCAGAAACUAAAAGGUAAUACAGACGCCAUCAUGCAGGUGACCAAUGCUAACGCAGACCCAGUGACAGAAGAUGCUGACAUCUUUUGCAUUAUGCUCCAAGGUUCCAACUGGCAAGGCCACCUGCUGUUUAUUUGCAAGGCUGAUUUAUGAUCAAAAUUAUCUAUCAAUAUGCCCAAGGUAUGAUUCUUAGCAAAAACAGAAACAAAGUGGAAGAAGCCAGAAUGAAAUUUUCUGAUAUGCAUAACCACAUUUCUAAGCCUUUGAGACUCUUCUGGGAACCAGCGAUCCAUGAGGACUGCUGGUCACCUCCUUAUGUGCAUUAUAUCUAAUUCUAUUAAGUAAUUAAUAAUCCCAGCAUUUGCCGAGCUUUCCAAUACCCAAUUUUAAAAUGAAAUGCACGUUGCUAUAUGGUUAAACUGGCUUAAUGUAAUUAUAUGCUUAUUAAUGAGAAUGUAAUCAAAGCUUCAAAUAAAGUUGAUGUGAUUGUGUUUGCAUCUGCA
Lontra canadensis (Northern American river otter) is the source of this 3943-nucleotide messenger RNA. It is a transcript of the gene F13A1, whose product is annotated as coagulation factor XIII A chain. Gene Ontology annotation, biological process: blood coagulation, fibrin clot formation; peptide cross-linking. The transcript has 15 exons. Gene Ontology annotation, molecular function: protein-glutamine gamma-glutamyltransferase activity. The record is from RefSeq and is a predicted model, not a curated record. Bases 152 to 2350 code for a protein of 732 amino acids. NCBI's taxonomy places the organism in Eukaryota, Metazoa, Chordata, Mammalia, Carnivora, Mustelidae.